CAGUCAGAUUAGGUUAGAUUAGGUUAUAAUCAUGUUUUGCUAGGUAAAAAACGCGCCAGAUGUUACGUUCUCUCCGACCGUUUAAAUCAAUUACUGCUAUUCAAAAUAAUGGAAUAUUCAGAAGAAGGUGAAACACUAAAGGAUAAAUCCCGCUGUGCAAACAUUCGUGCUGAUUUAAAGAUGUGUCUGCUUGAAAGUGAUUGUUGUAAGAUUCAUAAGCGUACACCCAGAGAAUGCCUUAGGAUGUACGAUGGUACAGUACCUGAUGAAUGUUUUGCUUUGCGUAUCACCUUCUUUGAAUGUAAACAUUCUAUACUUGAUGGAAGACGGCGUUUUAAGGGUCCCAAAGGUUAUUAGUUACAAAGUAAGAUAUAUUUUAUUUCUUAUAUAUUUUAGUUGCAUUUCCACUGAAUAUUUUGUGAAGAAAUAUUCUUAUAAAUAUCAAAGAAUAAAAUUUGGGAAAUGCAAGCAUGACUCAUUGAUGAAGGCAGAAAAGAAAUAUGAUUUAAUGUUAGAAGUGAUUUAUUAAUUCUUCGUCAUAUUCGUUGUACACGAUUUUAAUAAAUGUAUCAUAUUUGCGAAGCAACAA
Molecule: messenger RNA, 589 nt
Organism: Harpegnathos saltator (Jerdon's jumping ant)
Lineage: Eukaryota; Metazoa; Arthropoda; Insecta; Hymenoptera; Formicidae
Product: cytochrome c oxidase assembly factor 5
Exons: 3
Coding region: 109-357 (82 amino acids)
Biological process (GO): mitochondrial respiratory chain complex IV assembly
Cellular component (GO): mitochondrion
Source: RefSeq, a predicted model, not a curated record